This is a messenger RNA of Salvia miltiorrhiza (redroot sage), 375 nucleotides long. Its product is annotated as glycine-rich RNA-binding protein GRP2A-like. Bases 1 to 375 code for a protein of 124 amino acids. The transcript has a single exon. NCBI's taxonomy places the organism in Eukaryota, Viridiplantae, Streptophyta, Magnoliopsida, Lamiales, Lamiaceae. The record is from RefSeq and is a predicted model, not a curated record.
AUGGGCCUCUCGAAUUGGAGAGGGGCCGACGGAGAGAGGCCAGCAGAGGAAGACAGGAGAGAGGCCUCUGGAUUUGGUCAGGUAGCGGCGGCGGAGGGUGGGGGAAGGGGAGGCAGUGGUGGGGUGGCCGAUUUGCAGAGAUCGGCGCCCGGUGGCAGAUGGUGGGGGAAGGAGAGGAGGGAGGGCGGCGGGUGGGGGAACAAGGGAGAGGGGGAAGAAGACGGGGGAGGGGAGGGGAUGGGGAAAGGGAGGCGGCGGCGGUGGUGGUGUGUGGUGUGGCCGAUUUGCAGAGAUCGACGCCCGGUGGGGAGGGCCGAAGGCGGCAGGUGGGGGAACGGGGGAAAGGGGGAAGAAGACGGGGGGAGGGGGGUUUAA